Thlaspi arvense is the source of this 654-nucleotide messenger RNA. Lineage: Eukaryota; Viridiplantae; Streptophyta; Magnoliopsida; Brassicales; Brassicaceae. The record is from the annotation of a GenBank genome assembly.
GUUUCAAAAACACACAACAACAUCUUCUGUUUCUCUAGCCAUGCAACCAUCUCUAAACUUUCCUUUUCUCUCUCCAUGUCCACUUAAACGCAGAUGCACUAGAACAGAGGAUUGACUCGACAGCGCAGCAAGGACCUAAAAAGCCCGAGAAUGAAGUACAAGGAAAACAAAUAAUGAAAAUCAACGCAGAUGCGAUCAGCGAUGGAUAUGUGUGUGUUGCGGACCGUUAUACGACGGAUAACGAGAAACUUUUAAGAAUCAUAGACUUCAUAUGUUCCAAAAUGGAUUGCACAAUUAUAAAGCCAGGAGGUAUAUGUUAUGAACCUGAUACUCCCCUUAGUCACGCUUCUUUCGUCAUGAAUCGUUAUUACCAAGCUCAAGGAAGACACAAGGAGGAUUGCGAUUUCGAAGGCGCUGGUUACCUUACUGAUAUUGAUCCUAGCUAUGGGGGUUGCAGAUAUUAAUAUCGCAAGUAAAGUAUAUCUAAAAAUAUCUACGGGGGUUAACGUUUCAUCUUUUUAACAGUUUCAUGUUUGAUAUCUAAAGUUUGAAUGGCUCGAAAUAUUUGAGUUUUGUAUCAUUGUUUACUUUCAGAUAUUAGAUAUUGUUAAAGCAAUAAAACAAUAAAAUAUAUUAUAUUCAUCAGUACUUAAU